Messenger RNA from Venturia canescens, 809 nucleotides. RefSeq names its product NADH:ubiquinone oxidoreductase subunit 18 (gene ND-18). NCBI's taxonomy places the organism in Eukaryota, Metazoa, Arthropoda, Insecta, Hymenoptera, Ichneumonidae. Bases 151 to 690 code for a protein of 179 amino acids. The record is from RefSeq and is a predicted model, not a curated record. Gene Ontology annotation, biological process: electron transport chain. The transcript has 3 exons.
AGUUUCAAGUUUGUGGCGCACCUGUCGAUGGUUAGUCGAUACUUGUCGAUACUGUCACUACCCGAAAGCAGAGAUUCCGUGACAGGAGCCUGAGAGGCUUCUGUAUAUUUCGUUGAAAUUCUUUACAAAUAACGCUAUUAUUUCUUGAUAAUGGCUUCUCGGACGUUGAUGAAAUUAUGUGGCAAUGAAAUCCAGAACAGUAAUAGAUCACUGAGAGCACUGUCAACAACGUGUUCAAAAUAUGUAACUCAUGUGCCCAAUUUGCCAGAGCCAGUUCUGAAAAAGUUAGAUGAUGGAAAACGUCGUCAUGGUCAAUUGAUAACUGUUGAUGCUACGGAGGACAUUUCCAUUGUCUCUGGCGUCCCGGAAGAGCAUAUUAAAAGUCGUACAGUCCGCAUCUAUCAGCCGGCUAAAAAUGCUAUGCAGUCAGGCACAAACAAUAUUAAUUUUUGGCAAAUUGAUUUCGAUACUCGAGAGCGCUGGGAAAAUCAAUUGAUUGGGUGGUGUUCCACAGGUGAUCCACUGUCAAACAUGAAAGUAGAAUUCACAUCGAAGGAAGAAGCGAUUGAACAUUGUGAAAGAAUGAAAUGGAAAUGGUUUGUCCAAAAGCCAAACGUCGAUGAGCCAAAACCUCGCUCGUACGGUGCGAAUUUUGCUUGGAACAAACGAACUCGAGUAUCCACGAAGUGAGUGGAUUUUCAAGAGAUUCAAUCACUUGAUAAGUAUGAACUUUGUAUAGUAGUCAACGAGACCUUGUAUUUCAGUGUAAAAUAAAUAAUGUGCAAAAUAAAAAGCAAGUUAUAAAUAAA